Balaenoptera acutorostrata (minke whale) is the source of this 2010-nucleotide messenger RNA. It is a transcript of the gene TAFAZZIN, whose product is annotated as tafazzin, phospholipid-lysophospholipid transacylase. The coding region runs from base 343 to 1452 and encodes 369 amino acids. Gene Ontology annotation, biological process: cardiolipin acyl-chain remodeling; inner mitochondrial membrane organization. Gene Ontology annotation, molecular function: 1-acylglycerophosphocholine O-acyltransferase activity. Gene Ontology annotation, cellular component: mitochondrial membrane. The transcript is spliced from 9 exons. The record is from RefSeq and is a predicted model, not a curated record. Lineage: Eukaryota; Metazoa; Chordata; Mammalia; Artiodactyla; Balaenopteridae.
CGGCGCCGUCGCAGGCUCGCUUUCCGGCGGGUGCGGGGGCCUCGCGGCUAUUGCCCCCGUCCGCGCUAGGUCCUCAGGGCGCACCCCGUGUCCUGGCUCCAGGGCGGCUAGUGUGUGGCGAGAGAUCGGGGCCGGGCCCGGUUCUGGCCUGACCCACUAGGUGACCUUGGUCGAGUCCCCUGUCGCGCCGAGCCGCGGCGCCCGUCUGUGGCGCGGGCCUGUUAGGGACCCAUUCCCCGAGCGGUUGAGGACACAGACCUAGAGUAGCCCCACAGCCUGCCCCAGGGCAGGGGGAGCGCCGGGCCGCCGGGGGCGGUGGGGGAAGCUUGGUCGGGGGGGGAGAUGCCCCUACAUGUGAAAUGGCCGUUCCCCGCGGUGCCGCCGCUCACCUGGACCCUGGCCAGCAGCGUCGUCAUGGGCUUGGUGGGCACCUACAGCUGCUUCUGGACCAAGUGCAUGAACCACCUCACCGUCCACAACAAGGAGGUGCUGUACGAGCUCAUCGAGAACCGAGGCCCAGCCACGCCCCUCAUCACGGUGUCCAAUCACCAGUCCUGCAUGGAUGACCCUCAUCUCUGGGGGAUCCUGAAACUCCGCCACAUCUGGAACCUGAAGUUGAUGCGUUGGACCCCCGCGGCCGCAGACAUCUGUUUCACCAAGGAGCUGCACUCCCACUUCUUCAGCUUGGGCAAGUGCGUGCCCGUGUGCCGAGGAGAUGGCGUCUACCAGAAGGGAAUGGAUUUCAUUUUGGAGAAGCUCAACCACGGGGACUGGGUGCACAUCUUCCCGGAAGGGAAAGUGAACAUGAGCUCCGAGUUCCUGCGCUUCAAGUGGGGAAUCGGACGCCUGAUCGCCGAAUGUCACCUCAAUCCUGUCAUUCUGCCGCUGUGGCAUGUCGGAAUGAACGACGUCCUUCCUAACAGCCCGCCCUACUUCCCCCGCUUUGGACAGAAAAUCACCGUGCUGAUUGGGAAGCCCUUCAGUGCCCUGCCUGUGCUUGAGCGGCUCCGGGCAGAGAACAAGUCAGCUGUGAGUUUCUCCCCCAGGCCAUCCCAGAGCUGUCCUAGCCCAUCCCAGUGCCCUUGGCCUCCCAGGGACCCUGGGCGAAGCUCCCUGAGGGCUGCAGGCCAGCCCCAGUCCUUCCCCUCAGGUGGAGAUUCGCAAAGCCCUGACGGACUUCAUCCAGGAGGAAUUCCAGCGCCUGAAGAGCCAGGCCGAGCAGCUCCACAACCACCUGCAGGCCGGGAGAUAGGCACCACCCCGCCCAGACCCUGCCCCGGCUUCCUCUUGGACUGGAGCCGGGGCGGGGAGGGGCGGCGAGGCCUGGGACAGAGGCAGCUCUGGGACCCGAGUCCCGCUGCCGGGCGAUCGGUGCCGCCUUUGGGUUCUCGCCCUACACAGGGCUGGGCUGGGGGAUGGACUGAUGCUUUGAGCUCAGAUACGGUUUUUUAGACAGAUUUGUACAGAACCCUUAACGGGUGCCCUCUCCUAGUUGGUGAGCGUUCCAGCUCCUCUGUGGUUCUUCAGCUGAAAGAAGGGUCUCAGCUGCUCCUCCCACUUGGCCACGCAGGGAGGAAGACAUUUAGGCAGGGGCCUCCUUCCUUCUUGCCUUCAAGGUGUUCUCUCCCAGGGCCGGGCACUGGAGGAGGGUAGUAGAAGCGGGGCGGUGGCCAGGCCUGGCUUCUACCCGCCUGCCCUGAUCCAGGAGCUGCUCACCACUUCCUCAGGGAUGGCCGUCAGCCACGUCUUCCUUCUGCCCACGCUCCCCACAGGCGUGGGACCCUCGGGCAGGGCCCAGCCCUGGGCUGCAGGUAGAAGAGCUGCCCUUUCCCAGAAGUGGAGCCCAGCCAAGUGGAGCCUGCAGCAAGGGCCCAAGACCCGGCCCCUUGCCCCCAUGCUGGGGCCCACCGACUUCUCCGUCCUUUCCGCCUCCCUGGUGUCACUUGAAUCCCCUGGGGCCUGGGUUUUCAUGUUUUAUAAACAAUAAAGCAUCUGUGUUGUGCUCUUUUA